GGCGCAUGCUCCGUGGGAGGGGAACCCCCCCUCCGAGGGGCGCAUCCGAACCUGCUGCGAUGGACCUGCCCUCCUUUUCGCGGGCGGCUGAUGCUGGGAUUGGCGGCUGGUUCGGCUGGCGGAGACCGGAGGGGCUCCGUCGGCGUCUCCCUCCGUUCGCCAGGCUUGGUGGCGCCGCGCAAGCAGGCAGGCAGGCAGGCAAGGGGACCGGUGCAAAGGGCGAAGCGUUAGCUCCUCACUCCAGGGACCAUGGAGAUGCAGUCAUACUACGCCAAGCUUUUAGGGGAGCUCAACGAACAGCGCAAGAGGGACUUUUUCUGCGACUGCAGCAUCAUCGUGGAAGGACGGAUUUUUAAAGCCCACAAGAACAUCCUCUUUGCCAACAGCGGCUACUUCCGAGCGUUGCUGAUCCACUACAUCCAGGACAACGGCCGGCAUAGCACGGCGUCUCUGGACAUCGUGACCUCCGAGGCCUUUUCCAUUAUCCUGGACUUCCUUUAUUCGGGGAAGCUGGACCUGUGCGGGGAGAACGUGAUCGAGGUCAUGUCGGCCGCCAGCUACCUGCAGAUGACCGACGUCGUGAAUUUCUGCAAGACCUACAUUCGCUCCUCGCUGGAUAUCUGCAGGAAGAUCGAGCGAGAGGCUGCCUUUUACCAGGCCGAUAGCGGGAGCGCCACCUUGGCGAGAGAGGGCCCCUCGUACGGGGCCAAGGGCCCGUGCUCUGCAUCCGUUUCCUCCCCGCAGGAGAAGGACCGGAUCCACGACUGCCAGCAGGACCCACCCUGCGGAGAAUGUAGCAGCUGCCACCCCAUGGAGCUGGUGGUGCGGGAUCCUGUCAGCAGCGACUCCCACAACGACCCGAACUCCUCGCUCCCCAAAAUGGUGGAACCCAAAGUGGAAUUUGACGCCGACGAGGUGGAGGUGGAAGUGGGCGAGCGGCUGCCGCAGUUCCCGACGCCGUUGACGAUCGAGCAGAUAGAGGACGGGCUCCACGGCGGCCCGACCGUGGAUCUGACGUGCAACAAUUACCACAUGAAACAGUUCCUGGAGGCCUUGUUGCGCAACAGUGCAGGGCAGAGGAAGGACGACGUGGUCCACCAUUUUGUCCGUGGCUUCGAGGGGAGGCCGGAAGACCCGGGCGUGGCCAUGAGCUCCAUGAUGGACAUUCACAGUGACUGGUACGGGGAGGAUACAGGGGAUGUGCUGGUGGUGCCGAUCAAGCUUCACAAGUGCCCCUUCUGCCCGUACACGGCCAAACAGAAAGGGAUCCUGAAGCGCCACAUCCGCUCGCACACGGGCGAGCGGCCGUACCCCUGCGAGAUCUGCGGCAAGCGCUUCACACGGCAGGAACACCUCCGGAGUCACGCUCUGAGCGUCCACCGGUCCAACAAGCCCAUCAUUUGCAAAGGCUGCCGGAGGACGUUCACGAGCAGCCUGUCCCAGGGCUUGCGGCGCUUCGGCUUGUGUGACAGCUGCACCUGCGUCACGACGACCCACGAGGAUUCGAUGCCCAUCAACCUCAGCCUGAUGGAGCCGUCCUCGGAAGGCCAGGAGAAAAACGACCCCGACAACGACUGGCCCAUCUACGUGGAAUCGGGCGACGAGAACGAUCCUCCCGAAGACGACGAUGCCGACCCGGAUCCCGACGAUAAGCAGGGACUCCACCGAGAAGCGCUUAUGUAGCCCCGAAAGGGAUCCUGGGAUGGGGAGGGGCUCGGGAGCCCCGCUCCUCCUGCUCAAGGCAGGGGCCACACAAACCCUCUGGUCACUGCUUGGUCAUCAUCUUAGCAGCAGGACACGAUGCGUGUUUAAUCCGAGUUGCGAAAUGUCUUUAAAAUAAUAAUAAUAAUAAUGCAAUGUUCUGAGAACACACGGGAAGACCGGGGCUUUCAAAAUCCCGGAAUCUGCUUUUCACUUCUUAGUGCUGGGCACUAGGAUCUUUUUGGAAGGAUUCGAAAUCCAGGUGAGACGAAGCGUCAUUCCUGACACCCUUUUCUUAAUCCUCUGGUUUUUAGGUAAAGGCUUUGUAAUUUUGCAGCGAAGCAUCUUCUGCUUCCGCUCCGAGAGGCUUCUCUUCCUUCUUCUCCUUCCCGUUUACCUCCUCCUUCCUCACCUUUGGGAUGACAUUUCUCCAGAGCCACCCUCUCUCAGGUUAGGUUGUCCUAACCGUUGAAGCUUCGCACGAGACUCCGUCCAUGUAAAGGAGGCUCAAACUCCACAGACCUGUAUGCAGUAAAGGAAAAAGAAUGACCUACCAUCAAGAAUGGAUUUUCAGACUUUUUCGGUACCUCUUUGUUUCUAUUUCCUCCUUGUCCCUCUGUUUCCAGAGAGGUGACGUCAUCGCGAUGGCCCUCACCUUAGAAACGGUGGCUAUAAACCAGCGUGUUGUGUUCCCAUCCAAGCCCAUCUCCUGGGAUUUCAAGCCAGGAGAAUAUUCUUCAUUGCACACUACUUCUCUUUUGAAGGAUCCUCUGGAACGUUCUGUGCUUUCCAUUUCUCCUUACAUGGCGGAAGCGGUCUGGCUUUCUGACUUUUCUAUGUUCUGUGAGUCUUUGGUCUUUUCGCUCUCGUACUUCUUAAUCGGUCCUCCCAACAUCUUCAUUUAGAAAAUUAAAGACUGGCCCUUCGGAUCCAGCUCAAGGAACCUUGUAGAGUGAUGGAUCGGUGGAAAUGGCCAGAGAAAUCUGUGUGGUCACAUGAGAGUGUCAGCCUGCCAACUGCUGAAUGGUUUCAGAGUGCUUCCGCCAAGAACAGGGUGGGGUUUGGUUUUGGUUGCUUGUAUACUGACUACAUGAUACCCUGUUUCCCUGAAAAUAAGACCUAAGCUGAAAAUAAGCCCUCGUAUGAUUUUUCA
Messenger RNA from Pogona vitticeps (central bearded dragon), 2854 nucleotides. Lineage: Eukaryota; Metazoa; Chordata; Lepidosauria; Squamata; Agamidae. The record is from RefSeq and is a predicted model, not a curated record.